Molecule: messenger RNA, 564 nt
Organism: Ostertagia ostertagi
Lineage: Eukaryota; Metazoa; Nematoda; Chromadorea; Rhabditida; Trichostrongylidae
Source: the annotation of a GenBank genome assembly
UAUGAAGGUGACAACUUCGAUCGACCAGAUGUCGGUCCAAAUGGGAGUUUCGGUGGCAAAAAGCGUGCAGUUGAACGAAUAAGAAAUGAGCACGGUAACGGCGACGCGGCGCUGCAUACGCAAGCACCGCUGGCGACUGGAUGGAGCAGGUCUAUUCAAUACUUCUUGGAGCAGAAUUAUACGGAAGGAGAGCUAUAUGCCACCACUUGGGGUGAUGCCUGGGGAUCCGGCUCGGUACUGGACAGCUACAGCACAAUGCAUACUUGCAGUAAUCUGCUAUUCCUUCGAAGGUUCAUCGAAGCUGUGAUACAAUACACCGGUGCCAAAAAAGUCGACGUCAUUGCUCACUCAGUCGGCGUCGUUCUAGCCAGAAAAGCUCUCAAAGGAGGUUCUCUGGUAGGAACUGAUGGAAACUGUACACUUGGUGCACCUCUCACAGCCAAAAUUGACACUUUCGUCGGCAUAGCUGGACCAAACUACGGCCUCUGUGUAUGUCAGCUAGCGCAGACGGUACCCGCCUGGUGUAACGUCUUGCGGUCUCUACCCAGGAUAUACUUGCCAAGA